Castor canadensis (American beaver) is the source of this 6674-nucleotide messenger RNA. RefSeq names its product cleavage and polyadenylation specific factor 6 (gene Cpsf6). Gene Ontology annotation, molecular function: RNA binding. The record is from RefSeq and is a predicted model, not a curated record. Lineage: Eukaryota; Metazoa; Chordata; Mammalia; Rodentia; Castoridae.
GCGGACCUGCAGGAGAAGGCGGCGGCGGCGGCCGAGGCCGAGGGAAGAUGGCGGACGGUGUGGACCACAUAGACAUUUACGCGGAUGUGGGCGAGGAGUUCAACCAGGAAGCAGAAUAUGGUGGGCAUGAUCAGAUAGAUUUGUAUGAUGAUGUCAUCUCUCCAUCUGCAAAUAAUGGAGAUGCCCCAGAAGAUCGGGAUUACAUGGAUACCCUCCCACCAACUGUUGGUGAUGAUGUGGGUAAAGGAGCAGCACCAAAUGUUGUCUAUACUUACACUGGAAAGAGAAUUGCGUUAUAUAUUGGAAAUCUAACUUGGUGGACAACAGAUGAGGACUUAACUGAAGCAGUUCAUUCUUUGGGAGUAAAUGAUAUUUUGGAGAUAAAAUUUUUUGAAAAUCGGGCAAAUGGCCAGUCAAAGGGAUUUGCCCUUGUUGGUGUUGGAUCUGAAGCAUCUUCAAAAAAGUUAAUGGAUUUGUUGCCUAAAAGAGAACUUCAUGGUCAGAAUCCUGUUGUAACUCCAUGUAAUAAACAGUUCCUGAGUCAAUUUGAAAUGCAGUCCAGGAAAACUACACAAUCAGGACAAAUGUCUGGGGAAGGUAAAGCUGGUCCUCCAGGAGGCAGUUCACGUGCAGCAUUUCCACAAGGUGGUAGAGGACGGGGCCGUUUCCCAGGGGCUGUUCCUGGUGGGGACAGAUUUCCUGGGCCAGCAGGACCAGGAGGGCCACCCCCACCUUUUCCAGGAAAUUUGAUCAAGCAUCUUGUUAAAGGAACUCGGCCUUUGUUCCUGGAAACUAGGAUUCCAUGGCAUAUGGGGCACAGCAUAGAGGAAAUACCCAUUUUUGGCCUAAAAGCUGGACAGACUCCACCACGUCCACCCUUAGGUCCUCCAGGCCCACCUGGCCCACCAGGUCCUCCACCUCCUGGUCAGGUUCUGCCUCCUCCUCUAGCUGGGCCUCCUAAUCGAGGAGAUCGCCCUCCACCACCAGUUCUUUUUCCUGGACAACCUUUUGGGCAACCUCCGUUGGGUCCACUUCCUCCUGGGCCUCCACCUCCAGUUCCAGGCUACGGCCCCCCUCCUGGUCCACCACCUCCACAACAGGGACCACCUCCACCACCAGGCCCCUUUCCUCCUCGCCCACCUGGUCCUCUUGGGCCACCCCUUACACUUGCUCCUCCUCCGCAUCUUCCGGGACCACCUCCAGGUGCCCCGCCGCCAGCUCCACAUGUGAAUCCAGCUUUCUUUCCUCCACCAACUAAUAGUGGCAUGCCUACAUCAGAUAGCCGAGGUCCACCACCAACAGAUCCAUAUGGCAGACCUCCACCAUAUGAUAGGGGUGAUUAUGGACCUCCUGGGAGGGAAAUGGAUACUGCAAGAACACCACUGAGUGAAGCUGAGUUUGAAGAAAUCAUGAAUAGAAAUAGGGCAAUCUCAAGCAGUGCUAUUUCAAGAGCUGUGUCUGAUGCCAGUGCUGGUGAUUAUGGGAGUGCUAUUGAGACAUUGGUAACAGCAAUUUCUUUAAUUAAACAAUCCAAAGUAUCUGCUGAUGAUCGUUGCAAAGUUCUUAUUAGUUCUUUACAAGAUUGCCUUCAUGGAAUUGAAUCCAAGUCAUAUGGUUCUGGAUCAAGAAGACGUGAACGAUCAAGAGAAAGGGACCAUAGUAGAUCACGAGAAAAGAGUCGGCGCCAUAAAUCCCGUAGUAGAGAUCGUCAUGAUGAUUAUUACAGAGAGAGAAGCAGGGAACGAGAGAGACACCGUGAUCGUGACCGAGACCGUGACCGAGAGCGUGACCGAGAGCGAGAGUAUCGUCAUCGUUAGAAGCUGAAGGAAGAGGAACACCUUCCAAGACAAAACAGUCUUCAUGGGGGAAAAAUGACGCUUGUCCAGCAGUUUGCUUCUUGUGAUUGAACUGAACCUGUAAGGAUUCAUGGAUAAACUGAACAGGAAUAGAUCUGAAUAAAGCAAAUCUGCAUAAAUGGUAACCAGUAGCUCUACUUUUAUUUUUUAUGUUGCUUAACUGUUUUAUUUGAAGGAAACCUGUGUGAUUUAAAAAGUUAAUAGCUUUUGCAACUUUAUUACUGGUUAUAUACAUUUGGCCAUUAUAAUGUGCAAGCAAUUGGAAAAAAAGUCAAGUAAAUGCUUGUUUUUAUAGUAGUUUGUUCUUGUUAAAAAAUGUUCAUAUGAUAAUGUCUGUAAACAGCACCACUUUGAUUACAAUAGAUGUAGUGUUGUAAUAAACUGUUUAAUGGGGCUGAUGUGUAAAGCUGUUCAAGUUAUUUGAUGUUUACACCUCAGGGAAAGUCUUGUGUUCAGCAAUAUCUAAAGAUAAUGUUACUAUGACAACAUUUUUACUGUCCUUUAAAAAAGCAUUGCAAUAGCGUUUUUGGAUAUGCAUCAAUCUAAUCUUGCGUUCAGUGAAUUAAACAUAACUAAUUAAGUGUCUCUUGCCCUUGAUUUUGAUAUUAGAAUAGGUGAUUACAUGGAUAUUUAAUAUUUCUAUAUUCUGCUUUUCUAGCUGUUUUUACCUAGUUAGCUUGUGACUUUGCUGAAUGGUAUGUAAACUUGUAAAAACUGAAAUUUGACAGACAGCAAUGCAGUCAAUGUGUUAGGGGUCAAAAACUUGAGGUUUUUAACAUUUUAGUAAAAAUUCCUAUGUAUUUGCUACAGUAGUGCAGCUUAACUACAGCACAGAUGUACUGAGACACUUCAUUGUGAACUGCUAGCAUUGAAGAGAGACUUUGAUAAUUACGACUUGAUGCUGCCGUGAUUUGCUGUUUCUUAUUGAUGGUGCUUAUGGUUUAGUUUUGAGCCAUAGGCAGUAAAUACAGCCAUGCAGCAGGUAAUGUGAGUAAAGAGAGCCUUAGCUUUAUUUUCCAGUUGGUAUAGAUUUCUGAAGGAUGUGAUGUUUAUUGGGUUUUUUCCUACAGUAUGAGUAAUGGGAGAUUUAGUUUGUACCCUGUCACUACACAAGGAAUUCUAAGUAUGUUCAUGCAACCUGUUGAUUCAUGCUAGGUUAAAAGUUGCUUUCUUUUUUUUUCCUUUCAAACCUGCCUUAUAUAAAGGCCUAUGUUAAAGUACCUGGCUAGCAUGUAUUCUUUAUUGCAAGAUUAGCAGAGCUAGAAUGUCAAUUUGGUGAGGUAUUUUUUUAUGAGACAGUAAUUCUGAAUCACUACUUAGGAAAUUUGAGUUAAAAUCUCUAAGCAAGUCAGUUUGUUUUUAAUAUAUUUUAAGAUCCAAUUAUGAGAGAUCUUCUGAUUGUACCCAUUGGUUUUUAAAAUUCGGCGAAUUUUAGGACACGCUUAAAGUGUUUGGAUACUCUAUUAUAUGUAUUGUGCAACUGUAGAAGCCCUCCAGAGAUUUGCACUGCCAUUCUUCAGUUGCAUUUGUCUGUUAUCAAACUACUUACAAAAAUAGCUGUUUCAAGUUACCCAUAUUACUGCCAGUUUUAUUUGAAAACAUUUUGUGAUUGAAGUAUUUGUGCCUGGGAUCAUUGGUGUUUAUCAGAACUGUUUGCUCUCAGAAAUGAUUUUAAAGUGUUUAUCUUGUUGGAAAUGCACUUGUCUUUUUUUAUAACAUUUGAGAGUUGUAUCAAAAUCUGUUUUCUUGUUUUGUGUAUAGGUAUUUGUAAGUUUUUGUCAUUUCUUAGUUUUUUUAUAGUUUAAAUACAAUACCCCAAUGUGAAGAAGUUUGGACAUACAUAUAUUACAAAGGAGAUUAGUUAAUAGUAAGGUUAAAAGGUAAGUAAAAUGUCCAUGAGAAUAAAUUUUCUCUGAGCAAGUUUAAAAUGGAAUCAUAAAAAACUAUACUUGAAGUGAAACUGGAAAUUUUGUACUAAUUUAAUCUUUUAUUUUACCUUUUCUUUUUUUUUUAAUCAGUGGAACCCUUUAAUUGUUUUAUAUCACUCUUCUCUUUACCUGGCUGAUUUCAUUAAGUGACUUUGUUUGCAGACAGUGUGAGCACACUAGAAUUGUUUGCUGCUAGUCCAUUAUUCUGAUUGUUGUCAGGAAGAAAUAACUUUUUACUUUGACCAAGUAAUUUUGCAAAGUCCUCUACCUGGUAACUCAUGAAUGUAUAGUAGAAAAGGUAAAAAGUUGCCAACCUUGUUUUAUUCAUUAUACCCCUUCUGUGUAAGACCCAACGCUAUUUGAAAACUUCUUUUAAUGUCUAAAAACAGUCCAAAGAGAUAGUUGUACAAAGACACCCCUCCCAAAAAAGAGAUAUCUUUUUAUUUUCUAAUUUACAAUUACUAGUGGAUGUUAAAACUUGAGUUUAUUUUUGAGUCAUAGCAUUUAUUAGUGCUAUGCAGUCACAUUCCUUUCAGCUAGUAAAGUUGCAGAUGAGUGAUACAGCACCCACGUGGUAUUGUUUCUGAAGUAGCAUUAUGAAUUGAAUAUGCUGCUUUUUGUUAAAAGAAGUGUGUUAUGGAAAGGAUAUUUGAAUGUAAAUUUACAAGUGUCUGUUUUGGUUUAUUUUCAUGAGCAUGAUUUGGAGUCAUUCGCUGUGGCUGUUGAUCAUCGUUAGCCCAUUUAAUGGCUCCUUUACUUAGAAUAUUUUGAAGCAGUUCACUACAAUUUGGAGUUCACAAGUACUUGUAGCUUAAGGCAUUGUUUUCAUUUGAUUCUCCUAUGGAGAGUGUUACUUUAGUUUUUACUAGUUUAAGGUCAGAUCUAAAAAUAAACAUGGAGGUUUUAAUGAAUGUUGUAUAAUAUUUUAUAGUGAAAGGGAAUAUUGUUGAAAGGGUAAAGACUUUCUCUUUCCCUUAAUGUGUUUUAAUGUGCCAAUAACCUAAAUACAUGUUGUUUUAUAUAAUGAGAUGGUACUAAAAGACUUUUUCUGUUAGAGUGCUCUCCACAUUUUUGUUUUCUUAUCUGAAUGGUCAUUGCAUUUUCUGUAUCAUAAGGUGGUUCCAAUUUUGUGUUUUAAGCUUCAGCUUAAGUUAUUUUAAGAGGAAGUUUAUGUUCUUACUCUUUGAGAAUACACUAUUGAGAUUCUCACUGUUACAGAUAACUGCUUUUUAAAUUUUACUCAUCAAGUUCAUUUGCAUCCCAUAGCUCUGUAAAUGUUUUCCCCAGUUGUGUGUACUUAAAAUGCACGUUUAUCCAUUGUACAUAUUAGACUUUUUUUGUGCUAAAAUAUAUUAAGUGGGAUUUUUGUAGCAAAGCAUUCUAUUUUUCUGUUCUUACAGUUUUCUUUUUAACGUUUACCUUCAGUUGAAACACUGGUGUAUUUUAUUUUUUAGCAACUUGACUCUUAGAAGCCUUAGACUAACAUUUAAAUAAACAUUUAACCAAAAAUUAUGAAUUUAUUAAGAUGUGGCCUUACAUAUGACAUUCCUUGUGUUUAUAAUGUGCAGGUUUUUCAUUUAGAGAAAUCAAGAUUCUGGAUUAAAGUCUCAUUUUAAGUCAAAAUAGAAAAUGUGUUAAAUGUCUAGGCUUCUGGGAGGAAGUUCUUAUCCUCUUCUUUCUUAGCAUUAGAAAGAAGCAAUAUGAAUUUUUAUGAAUAUUCAAAAUAUUCAGGCAGUUGUAUCCUGUUCAGAUUGAUUGAGAUUUGUUUUAACCAAUGUUUCUUUAAAAUUUCAGGUUGUUGACUUUCACUGAUUAUACCACACACCAUUACCAUGGUUUUUAUAUGGGACGUAUAAACACUUGGUUACAUAUAGACAGAUUUGAAUGUUUUAAAGACUUCCUGCUACAUUAAUUAAUGCAUUGUAAUGGGAGGCUUUUAAAACAUUAGAUAGUAUUUAACUGAAGUCACACAAAUCUUGAAAUGGUAUCUGCGGAUAGUAAAUACUACCAAGAGUUUUGCAUGUGGGAGUAUCAUAAAACUCCACCAUGGGUGUAAAUGUUUUACAUUAAUUUCAUAAUUGGACAGACCCAGCAUUUAGUAAAAACAUUUUGUUUUGAAGGUGUGUUCUUUGUCGCACUGUUACUGCGUAACAUUUCUCAACAUUCUGUAAGCUAAAUUAUUUAAAAAUACAAUGGUAAACCAUGUUUAUUUAUUUUUUUACUUUGAAAAUUGUAGUACUCAGGUGGUAUUUAAUGGGAAAUGAUCCUUUUGGGGUAAAUCAUAAUGUAUUCUAAGGAAUGCAUCUAUAACAUUGACUUUAGCCUUAAAAAAAGGUCUAUUCCUCUUCCUCUGCAUCCCAUGGCAUAUUAGCAAAGUAGUUUACAGCCCAGUAUAGCCUUACAAAGUUGUUUUACAAUUUUUAAUGAAAAGCCCUUAACAAAAACAAAAAAUUGUAUCAUAUUAGCAGUAUCCACGAAUUACUGAGUCACACUUUGUAAAUAAUUUGUCUUAAUAUCUGAAGGCCAAAGAAAGUCUUAAAAAUUUUAGCUAUUGACAGUGGUGACUUCAUACUAAGAUUUCUGUGCAAAAGGUAAGAUGAUAUUUGAUCAAGUAGACAUCUUUUUGUCCAUGAGAACUAGACUUCCAUAUUAGCUUCUUUUAAAAAGCUCAUUCCCAUUUUAUUAAAAUGUUUGUAAUUGCAAUUUUGUGUUUAAUGUUUACUUUGUCUUUUCUUUCUUUAGCAUUUAGGUGACUGUUCAGCAGUUUGCUAUAUGGCCAUUGUUGGCCUUAAACUGCAAUAGUAACAAGCAUGGUAUUUAUCUUGUAUUGAAAAUAAAACAAAGUUUUGAUAAUAAUACUUUGCAGUUUGUCCUUUUUGUCUGUUUUAUA